GGGGCGGGCUUAGGACACUUGGGGGCGGGGUUAGCAUCGCCCCGGGCGCCCAGAUGGUCUGUGGGCGCCACCGAGUCCCUGGUUCCGGCCGGGACGCACCGCCGAGGCCUAGGGGCGAGUGGAAGGGGACGCGGACAGUCCAGCGCCAGAGGGACCCCCCAAAGACGCACGGCACCGAAGCCCCUCGGAGCGCAUCCCCAGCCUCUUCUUGAAAGUCAAUCCAUCUUCCCCUAGCUCUCGAGCGCCCCGGGACCCCGGGGACUGCCGAGCUGGGGGGGCGCUCGAGCUGCGAGGAUCCGGGCUGCCCGCCGGAAGAGGAGCGGGCGCCCAGGAUGGGGUGCGUGAAGUCCAAGUUCCUCCGGAAUGGAGGCAAGGUCUCAAAAACCGAGUCCAACACCAACCCACACAACCCCGUGUAUGUGCCGGAUCCCACGUCCUCGGGCAAGCGGUGGCCUGACAGUAGCAAUGGCAACCCGCCAGGGUCCACAGAGGGUUCUGAGGAUAUCAUUGUGGUUGCCCUGUAUGAUUAUGAUGCCAUUCACCAUGAAGACCUCAGUUUCCAAAAGGGGGACCAGAUGGUGGUCCUGGAGGAGUCUGGGGAGUGGUGGAGAGCGCGAUCUCUGGCCACCCGGAAAGAGGGCUACAUCCCAAGCAACUAUGUCGCCCGUGUCAACUCUCUGGAGACAGAGGAGUGGUUCUUCAAGGGCAUCAGCCGAAAAGAUGCAGAGCGCCAGCUCCUGGCCCCUGGCAACGUGCUGGGCUCCUUCAUGAUCCGGGACAGCGAGACCACCAAAGGGAGCUACUCUUUGUCCGUGCGAGACUACGACCCACAGCACAGGGACACGGUGAAACAUUACAAGAUCCGCACGCUGGACAAUGGGGGUUUCUACAUCUCACCCCGGAGCACCUUCGGCAGCCUGCAGGAACUGGUGGCCCACUAUAAGAAGGGGAGCGACGGACUCUGCCAGAAGCUGACAGUGCCCUGCAUGUCCUCCAAGCCCCAGAAACCUUGGGAGAAAGACGCCUGGGAGAUCCCCCGGGAGUCCCUCAAGAUGGAGAAGAAACUUGGAGCUGGGCAGUUUGGGGAAGUCUGGAUGGCCACCUACAACAAGCACACCAAGGUGGCCGUGAAGACGAUGAAGCCCGGGAGCAUGUCCGUGGAGUCCUUCCUGGCAGAAGCCAACCUGAUGAAGACUCUGCAGCAUGACAAGCUGGUGAAGCUGCACGCUGUGGUCACAGAGGAGCCCAUCUACAUCAUCACGGAGUUCAUGGCCAAAGGCAGCCUGCUGGACUUCCUGAAAAGUGAAGAAGGUAGCAGGCAGCCACUGCCCAAACUCAUCGACUUCUCAGCCCAGAUCGCAGAAGGCAUGGCCUUCAUUGAGCGGAGGAACUACAUCCACCGAGACCUUCGGGCCGCCAACAUCUUGGUGUCUGCGUCCCUGGUGUGCAAGAUCGCCGACUUCGGCUUGGCGCGGGUCAUCGAGGACAACGAAUACACGGCGCGGGAAGGGGCCAAGUUCCCCAUCAAGUGGACAGCUCCUGAAGCCAUCAACUUUGGCUCCUUCACCAUCAAGUCAGACGUCUGGUCCUUCGGUGUCCUGCUGAUGGAGAUCGUCACCUAUGGCCGGAUCCCUUACCCAGGGAUGUCAAACCCAGAGGUGAUCCGUGCACUGGAGCGUGGGUACCGGAUGCCUCGACCAGACAACUGCCCGGAAGAGCUCUACAACAUCAUGACUCGCUGCUGGAAGAACCGACCCGAGGAACGGCCCACCUUUGAAUACAUCCAGAGUGUGCUGGAUGACUUCUACACAGCCACCGAGAGCCAGUACCAACAGCAGCCGUGAUGGGGGCGGCCAGGCGGGGCCAGGCGUUGAGGCCAUGCCUGCGUGGUGGCUCCCGGUGCCCGCUCACCCUUCCUAUUCUCAGACACCCACCCUCCCUCCAGCCAUAAUUCCUCAUCUGCCAAAUGGGUGGGUCGGACUGGACACUCUCUUUUUGACUCUGGCGAUCCACAAUCUGCGAUUCUCAGGACACCUCCAGUUGACAUUUCUAUUGCCUGGGACAGCUGGAUUCUAGUUACUGCUGCGGUUUGGAUAGAAAACUUUAAAAAUGAUUAAAUAAAUAUUUAAAUAAAA
Cervus elaphus (red deer) is the source of this 2135-nucleotide messenger RNA. RefSeq names its product HCK proto-oncogene, Src family tyrosine kinase (gene HCK). The transcript is spliced from 13 exons. Gene Ontology annotation, molecular function: signaling receptor binding; non-membrane spanning protein tyrosine kinase activity; ATP binding. Gene Ontology annotation, cellular component: extrinsic component of cytoplasmic side of plasma membrane. Gene Ontology annotation, biological process: protein phosphorylation; innate immune response; cell surface receptor protein tyrosine kinase signaling pathway. The record is from RefSeq and is a predicted model, not a curated record. The coding region runs from base 333 to 1844 and encodes 503 amino acids. Lineage: Eukaryota; Metazoa; Chordata; Mammalia; Artiodactyla; Cervidae.